Messenger RNA from Habropoda laboriosa, 1062 nucleotides. It is a transcript of the gene spab, whose product is annotated as prohormone-3. Bases 122 to 796 code for a protein of 224 amino acids. The record is from RefSeq and is a predicted model, not a curated record. The transcript is spliced from 6 exons. NCBI's taxonomy places the organism in Eukaryota, Metazoa, Arthropoda, Insecta, Hymenoptera, Apidae.
CCGAGGACUUGUUGAUCCCGAGUACAGGCAAGAAAGGGCAGCUGGAUCCUUUCCUGCUCGAUCCUACCGAGAAUCACCGGGCAAGUUGAGCAACCUAAGACGACAACUGGGACAUCUCAAAAUGCACACGUGUGUUGCACUGACCGUCGUCGCUCUGGCGAGCACGAUGCACUUUGGUGCGGAGGCAUGGGGCGGUCUCUUUAAUCGUUUCAGCCCGGAAAUGCUGUCGAACCUCGGCUACGGUAGCCAAGGUGACUACAUGAGCAAACCAGGAUUGUAUCAGCGUCCGUUAUCCGCGACUUACGGAAAUUCUUACGGCGAUCCUUUGGAAGAAGUGGAGCCGUGCUAUGACAGGAGGUGCACGACUAACGAGCACUGCUGCCCCGGUUCUGUUUGCGCGAAUGUUAACGGAGUAAUUGGCCACUGUGUGUUCGAAUUGGGCCAGAAACAGGGUGAAUUGUGCAGAAACGAUAACGACUGCGAGACCGGCUUAAUGUGCGCCGAAAUAGCCGGUAGCGAAACUCGUUCGUGUCAGCCACCAGUCACUUCGAACAAACUGUAUAACGAGGAGUGUAACAUAUCCGGGGAGUGCGACAUUAGCCGUGGCUUGUGUUGUCAACUUCAGAGACGUCAUCGACAAACUCCAAGAAAGGUCUGUUCGUACUUCAAGGAUCCUCUGGUAUGCAUCGGACCAGUCGCCACAGAUCAAAUCAAAUCCGUCGUACAGUACACUUCCGGUGAGAAACGAAUCACCGGUCACGGGAAUCGAAUUUUCAAGCGAGUUCCUUUUGCCUAAACGCUUAAUCGUGAAUCAGCGAGAAUGGGGGGGUGUGUCUACGUAAGUCAAAUCCCCCAUUGUCCUUACACAGAAGAAGAAGAAGAAAAGUGUCUAAGAUAAGUCUGUUAAAAUUCGAAAUUUUCCCCAUUGGUUCGAUGUUCCUGAUUCUCCAUAUUGCUCUAACCGAUAGAAAAGGAGAAUUCGGUAACACGCUAAACACGCGUCUUCUAAUUACUUUCCUCCAGAUAUUCACGACUGACGACAAAUACGAUACAUAUCAGAAU